This is a messenger RNA of Corvus hawaiiensis (hawaiian crow), 1890 nucleotides long. Its product is annotated as beta-1,4-glucuronyltransferase 1-like. Lineage: Eukaryota; Metazoa; Chordata; Aves; Passeriformes; Corvidae. The record is from RefSeq and is a predicted model, not a curated record. Gene Ontology annotation, molecular function: glucuronosyltransferase activity. The transcript has 2 exons. The coding region runs from base 222 to 1604 and encodes 460 amino acids.
CCGCCGCCCCCCCCCGGGGGGUCCUGGACGCUUCGGGGACGUUCCGGGUGUACUGGGACGUACUGGGACCCCCCCCGGGCUGGGCCAGCGCCCCCCGGCCCGAGCUGGUCCUGGCCACCCACGGCACCCCCGGGCGAGCGGCGGCGGCGCUGGGGGGGCCCUGGGGGGGGCCCCUCUCGGUGGCCGUUUUUGGGGUGCCCCGGCGGGGGCUGGAGGAGCUGAUGGCGAUUUUGGGGGGGCCCUGCCGGGGGUUACGGGGCCGCCUGAGGUUGCACGUGGUGCUGGGGGCGGCGGGACCCCCCCCGCGACCCCCAAACCCGCCCCGAGCGCCCCAAAAUCCCGCAAAAUUCCCCCAGAAUCCCGGGGGGGGGUGCCGGGGGGCCCUGGAGCGCCUGGCGGCCGCCGACCCCCCCAGUUACAGUUUGGGGGUGCCGUACCCCGGGAAUCUGCUCCGGAACGUGGCCUGGGAGGGGGCGGCCGGGGGGGGGCAGAGAGGGGGGGCCCCCCCCGGAUUUGGGGGGCGUUGGGUGCUGCUGGUGGACGCCGACGUGGUGCCCAGCCCGGGGCUGCACGAGGGGUUCCUGGAGCUGCUGCGGGAUGGGGGGCUGCACCCCAAAACCUGGGGGGGACAGGGGGACCCCAAUGAUUUGGGGCCUCAGAGGGAUUUGGGGGCUCAGGGAGAUUUUGGGGACCCCAGAGCUUUGGGGGCUCCUGGUGGCCUCAGGGUCCUCAACACGUCGGGGAUCCCCAGCAUCCCUGGGGGUCCCAAUGGCCUGAAGGACCCCAAAGCCUUGGAGGACCCCAAGGGUCUCAGUGACCCCGGGGUCCCCAAUGCCCUGGAGGUCCCAAAUGUCCUCAACGACCCCAGUGACCCAAAGGACCCCAAUGCUCUGGAGGUCCCCAAGGGUCUCCGGGACCUGGAUGUCCCCAACAUCCCAAAGAACCCCAGUGCUCUGGAAGACCCCAAGAAUUUCCAAGACCCUGGGGUCCCCAACGUCCUGGAGGUCCCCAACACCCUGGAGGACCCCAAUGUCCCAAAGAGCCCCAACACCCUGGGUGACCCCAACGCCCUGAGUGACCCCGACGCCACGGAGCCCCCCUGGGCCCGGGUGGUCUUCGUGCUGCCGGCCUUCGAGGUGCGUGCGGGGCGGCGGCUGCCGGGGACGAAGGCGGAGCUGCUGCGGCUGUGGGGCGCGGGGGACGCGCGGCCGUUCUACGGGACGCUGUGUCCGCGCUGCCAGGCCCCCACCGAGUUCGGCCGCUGGCGAGCGCUGCCGCCGCCGCCCCGGCUGCGCGUGGCCUACGAGGCGCCCUGGAGGGACCCUUGGGAGCCUUUCUUCGUGGCCCCCGCCCACGGUGUCCCCCCCUUCGAUGAGAGGUUCCUCCAGUACGGCUUCAACCGCAUCAGUCAGGCCUGCGAGCUGCACGUGGCCGGGUUCCGCUUUGCGGUGCUGGAUGGGGCCUUCGUCACCCACCGGGGCUUCAAGGAGCCCGGGGGCUUCCACGGGGCCCGCGAGGCCGAGCUGGUCCUCAACCGCCGCCUCUUCCGCGCUUUCCGCGCCGAGCUGGCCCAGCGCUACCCCGGCUCCCCCCGGCACUGCUGAGCCCCUGGGCACAGCUGGGGACACCCCCACGGGCCCUUGGGGGACAGCUGGAGAUCCUCCUGUGGACACUUGAAGGACCUGCCGUGGACAUCUGGGACAACUGACACAGCUGGGGACCCUCCAGUGGACACUGGGGACACCUGAACCAGCUGGGGACACACCGGGGACACCGGGGGCCCUCCAUGGACACCUGACACAGCUGAGGACCCUCCAAUGGACACCUGAGGACUCCCUGGACAUGGGGCUGACUGUCCCUCAGUGCCCUCAGUAAAGGUGGUGUCCUGCC